Messenger RNA from Torulaspora delbrueckii, 1647 nucleotides. RefSeq names its product GTPase-activating protein GYP8 (gene GYP8). The transcript has a single exon. The record is from RefSeq and is a predicted model, not a curated record. Gene Ontology annotation, biological process: endoplasmic reticulum to Golgi vesicle-mediated transport; positive regulation of GTPase activity. Bases 1 to 1647 code for a protein of 548 amino acids. Gene Ontology annotation, cellular component: endoplasmic reticulum membrane. Gene Ontology annotation, molecular function: GTPase activator activity. Lineage: Eukaryota; Fungi; Ascomycota; Saccharomycetes; Saccharomycetales; Saccharomycetaceae.
AUGAACAUUGAUGCUUAUAGUUCAACAUGCCAGAAAUCUCUCUCAUGUAGUGAUGAGUCCCUACACUGUGAUUUCCUUACAGAAUCUCUAUUCGAUGAAAGGUCACUACUCACUUUCUUCAAUGAUGCUGAACAGAGGGAUAUCAAGUCGAGAAUUAUUAGGAAUGCGCUAGCUGAUCAUAAUUUGGACGGCCUUACUAGGCUUGGCUCCAGUAACUUCGGUUUCGUGACGACAGACCUUAGGAGUGAUUGCUGGCUAAUGCUUCUAAUGGACCAACUGAAAUUGAGCAAAAAAGAGGAGGAACAGUUUCUUGGCGAAUGUGGCAAGGAACAUGUUGACGAGAAUCAAGUAUAUCUGGAUGUCAAGAGAUCGUUUACGGGAGUUACUGAUCCAGACAGGAAGGAAAUGCUGAGAAACCUACUUCAAAAUAUAAUCGUUAGGUUGCUGAGGAAAUAUCCCAAACUCAGAUAUUACCAAGGUUACCAUGAUGUUGUUUCUGUAUUUGUGACAGUAUUUAUUGAGGGCCAUGAGUACCAUGGAUUCGCACAAGGGGAGGAAAACCUAUCUCUCAGUGAUAUGACCAGUAAGGGAGACGAGAAUUACUCUGCCUCAGAAGUAGGAAGUAAUCAUGAUAGUUCCGCAUCCACAGAAUGUUAUGAGGGAGAGCUCAGUGAGAAGACGAUUGUCUCUAAAGACAAGCUGUUCAGAUGCGUUGAAGCAUUUACGCUGCUAUACCUACGUGACUUCAUGAUGAACUCGCUAGAUUUCCCAAUUGAUCAACUUAAUGUCAUCCCACAAAUGAUCAAAUCGAGGGAUAAACAAUUGUUCAAGAAACUACAUUUGGACAAGAUAGAACCAUUCUUUGCCAUCUCCUCAAUACUGACCAUUUACUCUCACGAAUUGAAGCCUGUUGAGAAUCAACCGAAUGCACCAAUCUUUCUAAUCUUUGACUACGUCAUCUCAUCACAAUCAAUGCUGGUUCCAUUGACUAUGUACUCCACACUCAUACUGGAUAAUAAGGACAAGAUUCUGAGAGAAAUCGCAUUGAAUGUGGACAAUUUUGAGAAUACGGUAGAUCUUGUUCAUGGGGUAAUGCAACAAGUUCUCACAUCAGCUUCCUACGAUGAAGGUGUCUGGGAAAAAGUAUUACGUCUCGUAAGGUCAACAUCCUCAAAGGAUAACGCUAGCAAAUACAAGAAAGUCUUCAACAAAUUCAGCACUAUUUUGACAACUGCUUCAGGGCCAAAGUCAAGCAUGGGUUAUAAUCUCGAAUAUGUGACAGACCUUUUGGAUAAAGAAAUUAACGAGAAUGCCAAACGAAAAGCGAUACAGCGAGAGAGAAGAUUGCAUCCUCGCGAGUCAAAACCGUUGGUUCGACUCUUCUUGUACGCGCAUAAUCACACAAUUCCCUUCAUAUGCCGAGUUUCUUUACUUAUCGGGUUGAUGGCAUUACUAGUCAGAGCUUACAGAGGCGGCCAAGUUAAGGCUCUAAUGCCUACUGCCAAAAUAUUCAUGCGAAAAUUUCAAGGUUCCUCUAUUGCAGGUCUGUAUCGAGGGACUAAAAUUAUAUGGCUGGAUCCAUUACACGAAUUGCUGAAAGGCUCACUGUUAAGUAAAUCUUCAACCUCUUCCACUGUAAGUAAAUAG